GAAGAUUAAUGAGUGCAAGAUCAAUACUUACGGACAAUAUCGUCUAUAUCAUUAACGUUAUGGGUUUUGAAAAAUUAAAAUAGAAAUGUAAAAACCCAAGCGUUACCAUAAUUAGAUUUAUGACAUUCUUUUGGAUAUGUUCUAACGUCUUUUCAAAAUGUCAGACAAGUACUACCGGCUAGUAACCUUCAUAAUAAACAUAUGCCCAAAGCCUUUACGUGAACUAUUUGUCACUAAGGCAAAGGCUGACUAUACUGAACGAAACCUUCGUUACACAGACUUGGAAGAGUACCUUAAGUCCCGAAAACCGGAUAUUGAUAAAUUACUUCGACGUUCUAAGAUCAGUUUAGACCAGUUUUACUAUAUCUUACCAUCAACUGGGAGCGUGAAUAUCCAAAUAUGGGACGUUACUUUACUCACAACACUAUUGCGAGGCUUAUUUGGAAACAAGUUAGAACAAGAUGAAAGAAACUGUCUCGAUGACAUCACAAAUAUCAGGAAUAACCUGCAACAUAUUGCAAAUACCGAAUGCAUUGUUGAUGAAGAUUUUAACUCUUCAUGGAGUGCCCUUAAGGAUGCUGUACUUACCUUGUUAAAGUUUGCAGGUUCACCUCAGCAAAGCUCUAUUGAAGAGGAAAUAAAUUCAGCAUUAACUGAAAACAUGCCGAAUCUUGGGGAUGUUCUACGUACUUGGCACAAAGUCUUGUAUGUGCAGCUUCAACUGCAAAACUCGGAGCUUGAAAAAAAGCUUUGGGCAUUCAGGGCCGCGAAAUACAGACACUGAAGGGAGAAUCUAAAACAUCAAGUAAAAUCCUGUCAAAAGCAUCUGUAAAACGAAAAGGACGCACGGGUGUUGCAGAAAAAAGGAUGAGAAUCGUAGACAACAAGGUUGAAAGGAUGAGAGCAAAAAUUAAACGAUCAUUAGAAAAGCAAAAUGAUUGUAUCGAGUCUUUCAAAGACGACAUUUCAUUGAUAACCCAACAGCUUACAGACAACCACCGCGUUAUCGUUACUGGUCAUGACAACACGCUGACUUACAAAUGCGCACUUGCGGUAAUACAAGAUAGAAAAUAUCAACGUCCUGACCAAUGUUUAGAGAUCAACAACACAUCCAACUGGAAACGGAUCUGUUCCGAGGAUGCACAGUUUGUACUAUUUCGUGAACCGUUUGGUAGGACAACCUAUGAUUCAAACAAGGUUGAAGUAAUGCUUGAAGAGUUUGACAGUAUGAUAGAUGCAACAACUGACGAUAAUGAUGAUGUUAUCGAUAUUGUCAUAGUAACCAACCAGAGACUUCUCAAUAAAGUUACAAGACAUCAUGACCAUGAUAUGUUAUCUACAUCAUCAAUGGUUUAUAUAGAUUCCUCAGUAGACGAUAAUCCAGAAGACACAUGUGUCACCGAGGAUACCGUCUAUAGAAAUCUUUUGGAGUAUUCAAAAGUUUAUCGUCAGAGCUAUACAGGUAAGACGAUUAACAAAGAAGUCAAAGACCAGGCUAAAAGGAUGUUUAUAGAGUACAGUGCAGUUGCCAUUGUCGGAUCUGCCGGAAGUGGGAAGACAUGCUUGUCAUUUCAGCUGCUGCCAGCAUACGGUCUCAGCAACGGAGAAGAAAACUUACUUGUCAUAAUUGAUCCGGGAGAACUGAAGUAUGUCAA
Molecule: messenger RNA, 1655 nt
Organism: Mercenaria mercenaria
Lineage: Eukaryota; Metazoa; Mollusca; Bivalvia; Venerida; Veneridae
Source: RefSeq, a predicted model, not a curated record